Messenger RNA from Oncorhynchus masou masou (cherry salmon), 3528 nucleotides. RefSeq names its product beta-1,3-galactosyltransferase 2-like. Gene Ontology annotation, molecular function: N-acetyl-beta-D-glucosaminide beta-(1,3)-galactosyltransferase activity. Gene Ontology annotation, cellular component: Golgi membrane. NCBI's taxonomy places the organism in Eukaryota, Metazoa, Chordata, Actinopteri, Salmoniformes, Salmonidae. The coding region runs from base 60 to 1169 and encodes 369 amino acids. The record is from RefSeq and is a predicted model, not a curated record. The transcript is spliced from 4 exons.
UCACCAGUCACUGCCACAAGGAUCCAUGGUCUCUCUGAGGAGGGGAACUGUCUGCACUCAUGGAGAAACAAGGAGGAAAUGGAUGUAAACGUCAAGUUGUGGUCGAGAGCCCUGUACGACCACUGCGGUCUCUGGUGCGGCCGUGUUUCAUCUUCCUCCUCUUCCUGUCCACGGUCAUCAUGAUCAUCCUCUUAGGUUGUCCUGACAGAUUCUCCCAGACAGACUGGUGGAAAAACCUAUCACUGUAUACAUACUACCAUAGAUGGACCAACCCCGACCGCCCCCUUGGACCACCCUCAACCACCAUACGUCCGCUACCAACCAAUCACUACCACUUUGGCUACCCUCGUAACUACCACUUCAUCGUAGAUGAACCAGACAAGUGUAAUAACCAGACCCCGUUCCUGGUGCUGAUAGUCCCCGUGGCGCCCGGUAACCUGGCCGCCAGGGACGCCAUCCGCAGGACGUGGGGUAAUGAGACCCUGGUGCAGGGGAAGAAGGUACAGACUCUAUUCAUGCUAGGACUUCCUGGAGGACCAGUUGCCCAGGAGCUGCAGGAGAAGGUGAACCAGGAGAGCCAAGUGCAUCAUGAUCUACUCCAGAGCAACUUCCUGGACUCUUACCUCAACCUCACCAUUAAGACCAUGGUGAUUAUGGACUGGCUGGCCACCCACUGCACCAAUGCCACCUACGCCAUGAAGAUCGACUCAGACAUGUUCCUGAACGUAGAGAACCUGAUGACUAUGUUGCUGAGACCGGACGUCCCCAAGGUGAACUACCUGACGGGGAUGCUGAUGUGGAAUCGACCGGUCAUCCGGAACCCCAACUCCAAAUGGUAUGUUCCGGUGGAGAUGUUAGCUGACGACCGAUACCCGACCUACACACUUGGUAUGGGAUACGUCUUCUCCAACGACCUGCCGGAGAGGUUCGUGGCGGUAUCCAAGGACAUCAAGCCUUUUAAUAUAGAAGACGCCUAUGUUGGCGCCUGUAUGAAGAAACUGGGCCUCUCGCCCACAAACUCACCAGAUCCUUGGCAAUGGAAGGCCUAUCUCGGCAAGUACAAUCGCUGUGAAUUUUCCAAAGUCAUCACCUAUAUUUUGAGCCACUCGUCCCAGAUAGUGGAAUACUGGAUGGACCUGAAGAACACACAUGGUUCACCCUGUCACUGAUCUAGUGUCCAUUUGGUAUUUUUCAUCCUAAAGGUCGAGUCUAAGUCUUUAGGUAGCCAAACAGAUAUAUAUACCUGUAUAUAUUGAUGAAAGAAACACAGCUGUAGCUCUGCCACCUUCCACCUCAGAUGUGGAAGGCUGACAUCGGUGCAUGUGGUGGAUUGAGAUGCAGCCCAUGUAAUAAAGCAGAUAUCUCCAGCUUAAACAGACCGAUGGGAAUUUUUAUGUUACGCGUAUUCAAUUUCCGCGCGGACAUUGACUCUGGUACUAGUACUAAGUUUCAGGGACUCUAUCCGUGUCCGAGGGGCAGGUAGCUGAGCGGCUAGGGUUGUACCAGUAACUGAAAGGUUGCUAGUUCAAAUCCCCUAACAGACAAGGUGAAAAAUAUCUGUCGAUGUGCCCUUGAGCAAGGCACUUAACCCUAAUUUCUUCAAUGUUGAUAAUGACUGACCUUGGCUGUAACCCCAUUCUUGGGGGGAGUUGAGAUAUGCAAAGAAAAGGCACCUGGGGCACCUGGUUAGGACUCAAUUACCCAUAAUGACAUUGGGUAGGGUGGGAAAUAAAGAUGGGUGGUGGUGGGGCUGAUUGGGAUGAUGAAGUUAGGUCAUUGAGUAGUUCUGAACUGUCGGAAUGUGAUAUUUUACUUUCAAAGUCUUAAUUUACAAUGGUGGAACAUACUUUGCAAAGGGAUCUUCUGUGAUAUUGUGAUCCCAAAUCUCAGGAAUCCAAACAAAUCCAGACAGACAGGAGGAUGGGAUCAGCAUCUGUCUGGUCUCUUGUGAUAGAUUAACACUUUCACAGGCCAAAACUCACACAAGAUUAGUCUCUGUUCACACAAGAUUAGUCUCUGUUCACACAAGAUUAGUCUCUGCUCACACAAGAUUAGUCUCUGUUCACACAAGAUUAGUCUCUGUUCACACAAGAUUAGUCUCUGUUCACACAAGAUUAGUCUCUGUUCACACAAGAUUAGUCUCUGUUCACACAAGAUUAGUCUCUGUUCACACAAGAUUAGUCUCUGUUCACACAAGAUUAGUCUCUGUUCACACAAGAUUAGUCUCUGUUCACACAAGAUUAGUCUCUGUUCACACAAGAUUAGUCUCUGUUCACACAAGAUUUGUCUCUGCCCACACGAGAUUUGUCUCUGUGUUACAGAGAUCAUCUGUCUGCCAAAUUCCAUUGUGUUGUGACACCAUUCGGGAGACGGUGUUCUAGAAACCAGUUGGGUAACCUGUAAGAAACACUGGUGAGAAAAAGUCAUCCAUUAUGAAUGAUUCAGUCUCUAACUCUCAAAAACAAUUGAAAGGAAAAUUAUUCUGUACAUAAAAAAAAUUGUUUUGUCAAGAUGUAUUUGCUUAGUGAAUUACCAGUAGCCAAUAGGCCUAGACCUUUCCCAAACCAAGUAGACCAAUAUAACAGUAUCAAAUAUUUAACAGCAUAAGAUAUUUAUUUUACUGGGUGAGUUCUUUUUCAAUUCAGCGACAUCUACAUGAAUAAUGAAGUUACAUAUAUUGUUCAACAAAGCUUCUUUUUAUAUCGGCAUCAGUAUAUUAAGUCACACAUUGUUACACAAAGCCUCUCUCAUCCUGUUUGCUUAGCAUGACACUGUUCAAAUGCUGUUUGACAUCUAUGUACGUAUUGCACAAUUAAUUUAUUUGCAGAACAGUUGACUAAAACCUGGACAAGAAUAAGGUGUGUUCCAUUGUCAAUGAAAGGAGUUCUGUUCUGUUCUCAACUUCCACAACGAAAGGAGUUCUGUUCUGUUCCAUUGUCAAUGAAAGGAGUUCUGUUCUGUUCCAUUGUCAACGAAAGGAGUUCUGUUCUGUUCCAUUGUCAAUGAAAGGAGUUCUGUUCUGUUCUCAACUCCCACAACGACAGGAGUUCUGUUCUGUUCCUUUGUCAAUGAAAGGAGUUCUGUUCUGUUCCUUUGUCAACAAAAGGAGUUCUGUUCUGUUCUCAACUCCCACAACGACAGGAGUUGUGUUCUGUUCCUUUGUCAAUGAAAGGAGUUCUGUUCUGUUCUCAACUCCCACAACGACAGGAGUUCUGUUCUGUUCCAUUGUCAAUGAAAGGAGUUCUGUUCUGUUCUCAACUCCCACAACGACAGGAGUUCUGUUCUGUUCCAUUGUCAAUGAAAGGAGUUCUGUUCUGUUCUCAACUCCCACAACGACAGGAGUUGUGUUCUGUUCCUUUGUCAACGAAAGGAGUUCUGUUCUGUUCUCAACUCCCACAACGACAGGAGUUGUGUUCUGUUCCUUUGUCAAUGAAAGGAGUUCUGUUCUGUUCUCAACUCCCACAACGACAGGAGUUGUGUUCUGUUCCUUUGUCAAUGAAAGGAGUUCUGUUCUGUUCUCAACUCCCU